AGAAGAAGAAGAAGCCACUUCCGCCUGGCGAGAGACGGUCGAACGGAAACAGGACGCACUGCGCAUGUGUGAGAAAUCCAGCGAGCUGCUCUCUGUUUGUCAUUAUUAGUGCACGUAGAUUAGAAAACACUGUAGUUGACGCUGCACUACUAUGCGGUGACGAAAUAGGUUAUUAUAUAUGCAUUGUCACUCCGUCUGAGCCGACCGAGUGGGCAUAAGGCAAAAGUAUUUAAAUCAACGGUGCAGCUGUAAAGCUAACGAGCACUAGCAAAGCUAAGCUAGCUGAGCCAAGAUGGACGAAUCUGCUGCCGCGGCGAUUCCAGAGGACGGAGGUGAAAACAGUGAAAAUAGCACCCGCCAUGGCGACAGGACACCAGAGGACGACGUGGGACCAUCAAUCGAAGACACCGACGAUGGGGUUGGGGUUUUCUGCUGUCAGGAUUGUGGAGAAGCCUUCAGGGAGGAGGCCGCCUACUCGGAGCAUCGCCAGCAGCACCCACACUUAGAAGACCAUUUGGAUGCUUUACGUGACACACAGAAGGACAAUGAAACACCUCAUUACUGUUUGUUAUGUUCAGCCUCAUUUGUCGAACAAAGUGAAUUUGAGCGUCACAUGAAGAAGAACCAUGAGGAAAUUUCCCAGAAGGAGUCUGGAGUUCAGAAAAAUGCAACAAAGCAGCAGCAAACCUACGAAUGUCCAGACUGUGGGAAAUCUUACUGUGUGAUCGGACAUUUUCUCAACCACAUGCGCUCACACAGACAACCUGUGAAAUCGGUUUUUAAUGACCUCGAGCACUUGAAAAAGAAGUCGUUCCAGUGCGAGUCUUGCGGGCGGAAUUAUUCUCGUGCUUCGGCUCUUGACGCCCACCGUCGGUGUCAUGAGGAAAAACUGGUAAAGUCUAAAAACAAGAGUCCAGGAGAUGCGGCUCAAACCGGAGAGCCCGUCACCGAAAACAAACCCAGCGAAAAUCAGACGGAACGCACUCCUGAAAAACUUUUUAAGUGUUCAUGUGGCAAAGCCUUUUCCGCCCCGAUGCGCCUUAAGACGCAUCAGCGAUUUAGCCGCAACAACCAGUGCUCCGGAGAAGUGAAACAAAAGCCGAAGAAAAGCAACAGCUGCAGUGAAUUUUACUGUAGUGAGUGCAAAAAGAAUUUCAGUGGCCACAUAGCCCUUUACAACCAUCAGCGGUGGCACGCUAAUCACUCAGAUGAUUCAGCAAAGAGGUUUCCGUGUGAGGAGUGUGGAAAAGUAUUCAUGACUCUAACGUUCUACUACAGGCAUCAGCGCAUGGCACACAGCGAGGAGACCCCAGCCAAGUCAUUUCUUCACCAGGUGUGUCAGCUGCAGAAGAAAGCAUUUGAAUGUAAACACUGUGGGCUGAAGUUUUCUAGGGCUUCAGCCCUCCAUUCCCAUCAGCUUCACCACACAGAGGAAGAAACGGAGAAGGAGGCCCAGGGGCACGCGUCUCUGCAACCUCAAGACAAAGCACCGGAAAUGGUGGUGAAAGAAAUCCAGUACUUGGAGGCUUCUUCUGAGGGACAAGUGGAGUCGGAGAGUUUGACUCCUACCAAUGUGGUGGAAGAACCACAUGUGGAGGAGAACGACGACGACAUGGAGAGUUAUGAACCCGGGGACUUUAACGUACAGGUGAUCAGUGCGAGUGAAUCUGAGGACGAGCCCGUCCAGGACCUGAAUCCCGAUCUUGAGCUCCUGUGCGAAUCGGACCAGGAAGUAAAAGACGACGGCGACGCUGAAGUGUCAAACAGACCGGAGAUGGAUUUGAAAAUUGUGCAAAUUGACUUUGAGCAAGCCGACGAGCAGUGUGCACUCAUAGCGAGGGAGGCCGAGAAUAACGCAGCAGAGGAAAGAUUUGAUUGUCCAGAUUGUUACCGUUGGUUUUCUAAUCCUUCAUCGCUGCGCGUUCACAGAAUGUGGCAUGGCGUUCAUAAGAGGAGACAACAGACACAAGGUCAGUCAGUGGAAUUAUACACAUGUGACACGUGUGGCCAUGUAGCCGGUGACUAUGCAGCACACUGUAAUCACAUACAAACCCACAAUGAUCAAAACACGAGCGACAAUGUAUUGUAUGAGACAGAGGGAUCAGAUAAGAAAAACUUAACGUGCAAUGAGUGUGGUAAAUGUUUCUCCCGUAUGUCUGCUUUAGUCUCUCAUCGAAUGCAUCAUCCCAAAAGAAAACAGUUCCAGUGCCCAGAUUGCAUGAUGUCUUACUUGCAUGCAGCUAGCCUGUUUAACCACAUGAAAACUUGCUCAGCUCAAAAGAAGGAAAAUAUUUCCAUCACUAAGAGAGAAUACAAUCCAAAGAAAACCCUACUAGGCCCAAAGCUGUAUUAUUGUGAACGCUGCGGCAAAGGUUUUUGGUCUUUAGGGGCUUACUCCCACCACAAGCAAGGUCAAACGCAGUGUGCAGAUUUAAGGCUUAGAAAAGGCGCCGCAGGGUCUUUGCAUUCUCUUAACGGACACUCGCGCUCCAGUGUUAAGGUCGCGUGUCCGGUGUGCGGCAGAAAGUUCCGCCACAAGGGCACGAUGGCGUUGCACAUGCGCAAACACGAAAACGGGAAUCACAAAUGCGAACUGUGCAACCGGUCGUUCCGCCUUUUUUCCAGCCUCCUCAGGCACCAGGUGGUGCACAGCGACCAGUUGCUCCCGCCGCCCGUCAAGUCUUUUCAGCAUCAGGUCGAGCAGUUGAAGAAGAACACGUACAGCUGCCCCGACUGUGGGAAGCUGUUUUCGCGGGCCAAAGCGCUGCAGUUCCACAUGAAAAGCCACGGUUACGAAACUGGGCACGACCCAUCGUCGCCUCGAUCCGCGGCCGCGCUGGAGGACCUGCAGUGUGCCACGUGCCUCGCGCAUUUCAGCAACAAGGCCUCGUUGAGGGCUCAUCAGAAACUUUGCAUAAAAAGAGACAGCGAAACAGAUAAGAAGGCAGAACACUCCGGUAACGAUGACGAUAUGAUAUCGAACAGCGACAGCGUGGAUGCUAGCACACAGAUAAAAUCUGAGCAGAUAAAGGCAGAUAUUGGAGUGAAGAAAGAAAUAGACAAUGUGGAGCUUAAAUUGGAAAAUCACACAGGGCAAUACAGCAUAGAAACCGCAACAACAGAUGGUUCAAAAUACAAAUGCAACAAGUGCGACCGAAGCUUUUCAGUGAUCGGUGCUUUAAACCUUCAUAAAAGAGUUCAUAUUGAGAGUUACAAAUCCGUGCCAAAAACAAAGUUAUCCAUUUCCGUAGUGUUAAAGAAACCUAAACAAGAGGAGCCAGGCAAAGGGCUGUUCCACUGCUCAGAAUGCGGCAGGCGGUUCAUGUCCAACUCGGCCCUGGGCUCCCACAAACGAUGGCACAAAGUCGAGAAGUGUUCGCACUCGGCGCUUAAAGACGACGACUUCCAGUCCGUCAGCCACAAGACCGAGGACGGACGUUUUCAGUGCAAGAAAUGCGGCAAGCAGUUCUUUAACCAUCGCGUUCUCCAGCGCCACCUGAUGUUUAACCCCCAGUGUCAAACCAAAACCAAGCCAGAGGUGAAUUCGGACGAGCGCGUUGAGGUCGACGGCUCGUUGGAGCGGUUUUCGUGUCCGGAAUGCAGCCGGACGUUCGCGGACAGCUCACUUCUGGUGGCGCAUUACGAAAACGUCCACUGUGAAAGUCUGGGGGCUGCGGAGCGUCGGGGAGACGAGGCGUUAGAACCUCCCCCGGAGCAGAUUGGCAUAAAUUGCAGUGGGAGUGAGUCCGUGUCUUUAACACCGAAGCCAAAAGCUCACCAGUGUCCCCUCUGCUCUAUGACUUUUGCUAAAGCGAGAGGUUUGCGUGCCCAUAAAUGGCAGGCGCACUCAAAGAGGACCAAAGGCAAAAAUAAGACUCCUUUGCGUACAGUAGUAGAGCCCGCUGCAUCGGGCAGUGAAGUCAACAAGACACGAGAUUCGUCAGAUGUAGAAGACGCUGCAGCGGCAAUGACCGACGGCUCCGUCGGCAGAGGAAGGAAGCACGUCGGUCCAGCCGUCUCGCUGUUGAAAUUGGUCUCAUGCGUGGACUGUGGGAAGCGGUGCAUUUCCGCAGACGCCCUCCUUGACCAUAAGAAAGCGUGCAGGGAAGUAAAGCAAGAGCCUAAACUGGAGCUCCAGGCUCCCAAAGCCACAGCCGAGACCCCCCUCCCGCUCAGCCGCCUGUUAGAGCACACGGUCAAAUACCUCUUCAAAUGCGGGAAGUGCGGGAAAGCUUUCCAAACGGAGCAGCAGCUAGACGCCCACAAGACCAAGGCGAAGAGCCGCCCUUACUCUUGCGCUCUGUGCUGCAGCGGCUUUUGGACCGAGAACCUGCUGCAGCAGCACCUCGCCUGGCACGACGAGGUCCGCUGCCGCCUCCCGAACGAAGUCCGCUACAGGCUCAGCGCCGCUCUGACCUCGAAGCAACAAAAGCAAAACUUUUCCGCGUCCGACAGCACGGGGAAGCCUUUCCCGUCUGCUGCGUUAAACCGACCGUCGCCAAGCAGCCACAAGUGCCAACACUGCGGCAAAACCUUCCUCUCGCCGACUGCAUUACAAAAGCACAAAUCGGGACAGUGCAACAACAACGACUCGUACCACUGCUCCGUUUGUCCCAGGACCUUCAGCGAGAUACAAGACCUUAUCGAUCACCACCAGGAGUGUAUCAGUGAUUAUAGAAGCGACGCCCCUGCUGCGGUCUCAUCAGGAGACACCCACGGCCUUACCUGUCUCGAAUGCGGAACUACCUUUUGUCAGGAAACUGAUUUACACCAGCACUACAUAGAGCACGUCCACAGAGCGUAGGCCUAGAGACACUGAACAGAAACGUUGACACUGUAGAUUGUUAGGUGUCGUUUCUUUUAGAGACGACCAAAUGUAUUGAGCUGGAAAGUUCUGUGUUUGAUCUUUUAUUUGUCGUAGCGUACGUUCCUUUUUUUUUUUUUGGUUGCUAGUAUUUGAAAUUCUUAAUAUUUUAGUUUAUUUUUUUCCUUUUCUCAGGCUUUUCCUUGACACUGGACUAGUGUGUAUAUUAAUGCGAAACCGCCUUUGUACGAUUAUGUUGUCGUAAAUGUAGCGUUUAGACCCGUCUCCUUUUUCUUCAUUUUGCAUAGAGUUGUUUUGAAUGUCUGUUGAGCCUCAAUAAUCCCGUUGGGAAUCACUGUUAAUACUUAUCUUAAAAAAAAAAAAAAGACUUAAGCAUGUCUGUCUUCAUGCAUUUAAAGUUCCCAGGAAAAUGAAAUGAGCCGUCGUCCACCAACCUUUACUAAUUUUGCUCCUGUUAUUUGUAAUGCCUGGAGUUUUGAUGAAUGAAAUACUAUUUGCAUAUUUCACAGACGGAGAAACAUAUCUGAAAUUCAACAACGUGCAUAUUCCAAUCCUUUGUAAAAACAAAUUUUACAGUCUAACAGUUGCAUUUUAUGUAUGAUAGAUUGUUUAAUAAGCUCCAGCUUCUCUUUCCUUUUCAGUGUUAGAGUUCUGUGUCGUGGAAAUCUUUAAUUAAACUACAAUAGUGCUUACGUUCAUGUGGGGUAGUCGUCUGUAGGAGAAAUGUUAUUUUGCUAUAUCCACUGAUGAUUUUGUUUGUCCCUAGAUGAGAAUUAUACUACUACUUUAACUUGCUGUUUCAAAAACAACGAUGAAAGCUAAAAAAUAAACGCAUUAAUUUUGAAUGAA
Mugil cephalus (flathead mullet) is the source of this 5674-nucleotide messenger RNA. Its product is annotated as zinc finger protein 224. Bases 293 to 4804 code for a protein of 1503 amino acids. Lineage: Eukaryota; Metazoa; Chordata; Actinopteri; Mugiliformes; Mugilidae. The transcript is spliced from 2 exons. Gene Ontology annotation, molecular function: RNA polymerase II cis-regulatory region sequence-specific DNA binding; DNA-binding transcription factor activity, RNA polymerase II-specific. The record is from RefSeq and is a predicted model, not a curated record. Gene Ontology annotation, cellular component: nucleus. Gene Ontology annotation, biological process: regulation of transcription by RNA polymerase II.